AUGUCGCUGUACGAGAAGAUCGCCCGAUCAAAGCCGUGCAAGUUCCGCAUUGGCGAAGGAAAGACGGUCUUCUAUGUGCAUUCAGCUUUGGUCACCGAGCAAUCGAAGGGGCUCCACGAUCUGAUCUACGAAAAUGACGGCGAUACUGUGAAGAACUCGAUUGCGCUGGACCGAGUCGACGCCGACACGUUCUCACGUUUCGUGGAAUACCUCUACACUGGCGACUACGCCGCCGCAAAGCCCAAAGCACGCGUGCAGUCGGUCGAGUCCUCCGCUGCGGAGAAUUCUGAUGAGGAGCCUACGCCAGCAUCUUCGAACUCGGGCCGCGACGGUCACGACGAGAGCUGCAGCGAGCAUAUAGAUGCAGGCACUUUUUGGGGAACUCGACAUGAGUGCACUUGUGGUUUCGAAGGCGGGAAGUCUGGCCUGGAAGUGCAAUUCGGAGCUCAGCCCGCACCACCAUCUUUUUCUUGGGGUGCUUUCGAGCCAGCACCGCCCGCGAAGCCGAACAAGAAGAAGCAGAAGAAACCCGAAGACCAGAGGCCUCCUAUCUCUGCCAAAGCGCAGGCUUGGGAGGCCUUCAAAGCGCUCACUUGGCCUUUGGCUAAGAAAGAAGCAAAAGGCCCUGAAUACUUCGCCAGACCGAACGAGGCCGGCGAAGACUACAGCGAGGUCUUGCUUUCCCAUGCACGCCUGCACAUCUUCGCUUGCGUCUACGACAUCGGUCGCCUGCAAGCUCUGACGCUCAGAAACUUGCACAAGACCCUGGUUGCAUUCACCAUCUUCGACGAUUGCGCACAGGACGUUGGUGAGCUGUUGGAAUACUGCCACUGCCCAUUCGUAAAUCACGCUGCUAACAAGCUGCCCGAAAUGGUCGACCAGUACGUGGCUUGCAAUAUGGGCAACUUGAUGGGGGAUUCACUUUUUAGAGAUGCUGUCCAGAACUGCGACGCUUCUUUUGGUUUGCUGGACCUGCUCGUCGACCGACUGCGGAUUCUGGAACAGGACCCGGAACACGAUGGCAUCUAG
Messenger RNA from Cercospora beticola, 1029 nucleotides. RefSeq lists its product as uncharacterized. The record is from RefSeq and is a predicted model, not a curated record. NCBI's taxonomy places the organism in Eukaryota, Fungi, Ascomycota, Dothideomycetes, Mycosphaerellales, Mycosphaerellaceae. Gene Ontology annotation, molecular function: protein binding.